AUGGCGAUGCACUCCACCACCCUCACACGAUGUCUCCGGACAACGCCGCUGUCGUUGUUUCGCCAACAAAUGCCUAAACAGCCACGGCAACUGAGCUUGUUGUCGGCGAACACGACACGGGCAUACAGCACAAACCCAAGCCCUCCUCAAGAAAACGAUGAAUCGGAGAAGCCGGCCGAAAAGGAGGCUGCUGCCGACGGCGACAAAAACAAUAACAACAGUACCGAAAAAACAACGACAACAUCCUCAUCUACCAACACCGAAACCUCCCCGGCACACGACCUUGUAUCAGAAGCCCAGACGCGCACAGAACGCACUAAGCAGCUUCUCGACAGCCUUAGAAUUAAAUCGCCCAUGUCCGGAUCGGGCAAUUCAAACCCGCCAACGAACCUAAAACAGUCACUGAAGGGUCUAACAAAAGGCCUUCGAGAACUCAAUGCGAAACCCAAAGACCCAGUCCUUGCGCGAGACUUUACGAAGUCCAUUGUUCCAGAAUUCGAAACAAAAAAACCAGACGAACAACAAUCACCAUCAUUAAGAACCGUGGCCAACAGAAUUUCGCCCAUACUGGACCGAAAACCCAAGCCAAUGAUCAAGACCGUGCCCCUGAAGCUGGGACCCAAACUGGGACGGCAGAUUAUGGUUCAGAAUGAUAGAGGCAUGGAUUGUGCGUCUGCGAUUCGCACCUUGGAAGUGUCCUGCAGGUCCAACAAUCUUCGUCGGCAGGAGCAGAAUCAAAGAUUCCAUGUGCGACGUGGCCAGGCGCGGAAGAAUCUGAGAAUUCAGCGCUGGAGGAAGCUGUUCAAGGUUUCGUUUCUUGCAACAGUCAGGAAAAUUGACCGUAUGAGAGAUCAGGGAUGGUGA
Molecule: messenger RNA, 864 nt
Organism: Talaromyces rugulosus
Lineage: Eukaryota; Fungi; Ascomycota; Eurotiomycetes; Eurotiales; Trichocomaceae
Exons: 1
Coding region: 1-864 (287 amino acids)
Biological process (GO): mitochondrial translational initiation; translation
Cellular component (GO): mitochondrial small ribosomal subunit; ribosome
Molecular function (GO): structural constituent of ribosome
Source: RefSeq, a predicted model, not a curated record